AUGGCCGGCAAGAUCGAGAUCUUCACCGUGUACCAGCACGACAGGCUGAACGAGACCGGGUACGUCGUGGUCACCGGCGACGAAGGUGCCCCCUCCAGCGACACCACCAGGCCCUUCGGCAGCAUCUACGUCUUCCGCGACGACCUGACCCUGCACAACGACAGCGAUUCCCCCGUGGCCGGCGUGAUGGAGGGGACGGCCACCACGACGAACUUCGACGGGCUGCACAACCUGCUGGCGGCCAAAAUCUCGCUCCACCACCGCGGCUACAGGGGCUCCGUCUCUGUCCUCGGGGGCUCCCACGACGUCGGUGUAUCCGGUGGUCGAGCCGCGCUCGCUUCUCGCCGCCGACCAAAGCCGCCGCCGCCGGCUCCGGUGCCCUGGCGUGCAGAGCACCGGGAAUCUGCCCUUGGACGCGCCCUGGUUUUGAGCCACCUCGUUGUCGGCCGCCCAGUCCAGGUCUUGCGCCACAUCGGCGCUCUCCUCCACCACCUGUUCGUCGUCGUCGUACGAGCCAGGGAAGGAGGCCUCGUGGACGCCAGGAACACAAUCACGAACCUUUGA
Messenger RNA from Miscanthus lutarioriparius, 564 nucleotides. The record is from the annotation of a GenBank genome assembly. Lineage: Eukaryota; Viridiplantae; Streptophyta; Magnoliopsida; Poales; Poaceae.